AUGCCUCUAGGGGCAGCUGUGAGGGACGAGAGGGAGGCAGGAGAGCAGGUGGCCGACACCUGCUGGGCUUCCCCACGGGACCUGGCCUCUGGCCUCCUGCCACUGCUCCCAGAGCCAAAACGGGGCGGGCGUCCAGGAGGCCUUGGGCUUGAGCUCCAUUUAGAGCAGCAGAACUCUGGCCCUGCCAGGUCUCUCUCCCCAAGGUCCUGCCAGGACUCCCUCAGACAUGGGGGGCCUUGGGCAUCUGAAAAACUGCAAGGGUCCCAGCCCCUUCCCUGGGCACCUGUCACCUCAUCCUCCCUGAGGCAGCCCCAGUCCUGCGAGAGGGCACCCCGCUGUCCCGACCCCGAGGGCGCGUGGAAGGGAAGGCCUGGGCUCGCGCCCCACCUGUGCAGGCGUGGGUCUGGCAGACUCUCAGUGUCUUGCAGAUUGCCGGGAGCCACUUCCCUGGCUGGUGCUGGACCUACCGCAGGAGGACCUGGAGGAAGACGCCCCAGGAGCCAGCCUGUGGCCCACCACGGUCACCUUGCUCACCCUCUUCCUACUGAGUCUCUUCUACAGCACAGCGCUGACCGUGACAAGUGUGCGGGGCCCAGCCGACAGCAGAGAGGGCCCCCAGUACUGAGCAGAAGCCAGCCAGGCACACAGGGAGGAGGCUGGAGGAGCUUCUGGGAAGCCCAGCUGGAUGUCAGAGCUCAGCGCUGCUCAGAAACUGCCCGCCCACCCCCACACACAGGCCGUGCUGGCACAAUAAACUGAUCCCAAAGGCAAA
Felis catus (domestic cat) is the source of this 772-nucleotide messenger RNA. Its product is annotated as translation initiation factor IF-2-like. NCBI's taxonomy places the organism in Eukaryota, Metazoa, Chordata, Mammalia, Carnivora, Felidae. Bases 1 to 759 code for a protein of 252 amino acids. The transcript has 4 exons. The record is from RefSeq and is a predicted model, not a curated record.